Molecule: messenger RNA, 1026 nt
Organism: Phytophthora sojae
Lineage: Eukaryota; Oomycota; Peronosporomycetes; Peronosporales; Peronosporaceae
Exons: 4
Source: RefSeq, a predicted model, not a curated record
CUCCCGCGCAAAUACGUUAAUGAGCGGAACGACAUGAUCCCAGCGUUCGAGGUAGCUCUGCGUGAAACGCUAUCAACCGAUAUGUCGCUUCUCAUGAAGCUGCUGCGUUCAUCAUGCGCCGUGCUAUCUUUGCGAUUCUUGGCGUUGCUUGUUGGAAAUCAAAUUGCGUCUGUAAACGCACACGUCGCCCGAAAGAUUAUGUUGACGCCUAUUGAUGAUGGAGGACCGAAGAAGCGCAAGUCGCUGACGAUUGUUACGCUAUGUGGUGGAUACCUCGGGUAUUCUGUGGAAAAAGCUCCUGGCAUUGCGUACUGGUCUCUGCAGAUCUUACAACAAGCUGCCGUGGAAUCGGUGACCGACGAGUUGCAAAAGUCGCUUUUUACUGCUGCGUUGCUUCUCAUUCGUCACUUGAGUAAGAUUAACCGCCAGAGUCACGCCACUGAUGGAGAUACAGACAUGGAAAGUGUGGGUCCACCCAAGCCGCUUUUGCAAGCUGCCCGGGAUGUGGAAAAGCGAAACCUGACUGUGUUCCACCGCGCGAUGGAGACGGAACUUGUGGAGAUUGUUCGUUUGACAAGCUUGCUCCUGACCAAGUGGACCAGUUCUCUGACGGACCGCGACGCCAUCCUCGUAGUGAACAGCGUGCGAUAUGUCGAUGAGGAGCAGCUCGUGCCUCUGCUGGCGUUCAUCCCCCCUAGCGAAGCGCGCUCGAUGAACAGCGAUCUGGGACUGGGCCAUCUCAGUCUCGCGAUGGACUUCAUGCUCGACCAGCUCCUCGCGGACGAGGACACUCAGCCAAAGAACGCGAAGUCGAUUGCAGUGUUGGCAAACGCCAUUGACACGUGCGCACUGCUCUUCCUGAAGACGUAUUUACUCCAUGCAGAGCAGUUCGAGCUUGUAAAGCGCGACCGUGAAGAGCUCAGCCACUUCGUCCGCCAGUUCACUGCCCGACUGACCGGAGACAAGAGCGGUGCUACCGUCGGCAUUGACUCGGAAUUGCUUGGACAAAUUCAGAAGGUAUGUGCU